Molecule: messenger RNA, 452 nt
Organism: Rhizophagus irregularis DAOM 181602=DAOM 197198
Lineage: Eukaryota; Fungi; Glomeromycota; Glomeromycetes; Glomerales; Glomeraceae
Source: RefSeq, a predicted model, not a curated record
GUGCUCAUUGAUUUUUCCAACUCUACAGAAUGUCCAUGAAAUUUUCGGUCAUAUCGCUCUUCUUGUUAUAUAUCGGCAUUUUGAUAUUUGCCGAGAAAAUCUUUGGCCAUCAUCACGCGUACAAUAGACACAGUGAAAUUACUCACAUGAAUCUCGUUAUAUGCAACGGUACAGCAAAAGUCUGGCGCAGUGCAUCAAAAAAUUUAUCUUAUAUAAGCAUCUUCACGUGCCGAAUUCUUGAACCUUUGCACAGUAUCGCACUCAGUUGCUAAUACUUCCGUAAUUAUACUAUAGAUUCGAAAUUUCUUAAUUUCAAAAAAGUUCUCUUUCAAGGAAUGUUUUAUAUAGUCUGUGUGUUUGGAAGAGAUAGACAAAAUCUCUGUAAAUAUGGGUGGGAUAAUUUAUUUUGGAAAUCUAGUAUAGUAAAAGGCUUCCUCUUUGAUAGCAUCAUU